Messenger RNA from Gordionus sp. m RMFG-2023, 4865 nucleotides. RefSeq names its product integrin alpha-8-like. The record is from RefSeq and is a predicted model, not a curated record. Gene Ontology annotation, biological process: cell-cell adhesion; integrin-mediated signaling pathway; cell adhesion mediated by integrin. Lineage: Eukaryota; Metazoa; Nematomorpha; Gordioida; Chordodea; Parachordodidae. Gene Ontology annotation, molecular function: integrin binding. Gene Ontology annotation, cellular component: external side of plasma membrane; integrin complex.
AAAAAAGAAGAAUAUUUUCUCCAUUCACAAAUAUCAUUUAUAUAAAAUAUUUUUUAAAAAAGAGGAGAUUUUUAAUAACCCCUUACAUCUGUUGCACAUUGCUUUCGCAAUCAAAAUUACAUUGGUAGAUUAGAUCAAUACUAUCCCACACUAUUCUUUUUUAUCCCUCAAUUUGAAUUUCCAUUAUCCAUUAUAACACUGUUGGGGCACAAAAUCGUAUACAUAGAGUAAAUUAAUUCUGAAUAAACACAAAACAAACUAAAGACAACCUUAAAAAUUAUUUUAAUCUAAAUAAAUGUUACUAAACAAAAACUAAUCCCAAGCUAUGUAUAAUAACAUGGAAUGAAAUUUUCUGAAAUACAAUCAUAAGAAAUAAACAAACAAAAUAAAUGGAUUUUACAAAAUUCUACCAGUGCAAUCGAAUCAAAAAUAGUGCGACCCUUAUGAUAUCCAACUUGCUAUUCGUUCACACUUUAUUCGAAAUUUUCGGCUCGGCCCGAGCAUUUAAUUUGGACACAAAUUUUUCCACCAUCUAUUCUGGGGAUCGAGGAUCGUAUUUUGGGUGGACGGUGUCUUCUUAUAUUCAUGAACAGACACCUUGGAUAUUGAUAGGCGCUCCUAGGGCUGAAACGCGGCAACCUGGCGUUACGAAAGGGGGAACUGUUUUUAGAUGCAUAGCUGGCAUCUCCGAUUCCUGUCUAGAAGUCAUCUUUGACACGAUGGGAUCACGCGUAGCUUAUAACAUUAACGCAAUGCAACAAAGACAAAGCGACGAUAAAUCAAAUCAAUGGUUUGGCCAUACUAUAUCUGUUUCCGGUCAAGACGGCGCAACAAUUAUGGCAUGCGCUCCUCGAUACGUAUACUAUUCUCAGAAUUUUUUGAGGCGGGAACCUGUCGGAACCUGUUUCAUAUCGAACGAUCACUUGAGAUCCUUUCAGGAACACUCUCCGUGCAGAACCCUAAAUUGGGGUUAUCAUCGUCAAGGCCAUUGUCAAGCAGGUUUUAGCGGAACUUUAGCCAAGAAUAGCACGAGGGCCUUUAUUGGUGCUGUAGGUAGCUGGUAUUGGCAAGGUCAAAUGUUUGUACAAAAUAUAACUUCCGGAUUAAAUCUGAUAAGUUCUAAAGAAAGUCCGCCAUCUUUCGACGAUUCAUACCUGGGAUAUACCGUGGUGUCAGGGGAAUUUGAUGGGCUACGAGGCGAAGAUAUCGCUGUCGGGGUUCCUAGGGGCAAAAAUUUGUCUGGAAAGGUGAUUCUGUUUGACCGAAAUUUGAAUAUAAUAAAAGAACUUAGUGCGGAGAUGGCCUCGAAAUCUAAAGGCGAUGAUUUUGAUCAAAUAGGCGCUUAUUUCGGGUAUUCCUUGACUGUGGUCGAUGUUGAUGGCAAUAAAAUGGAUGACAUAGUGGUAGGAACUCCGUUUUACAAUGAUUUUAAAAACACCAAACCUUCAUCUUACGAAACUGGACGAGUAUACGUUUUUUACCAAGGACCAAAAGGCAAAUUUAUCAAAACAUCGGUUUUGGAGGGUCAAAAGCCAAGAGGUCGUUUUGGAAUUUCAGUGGCGUCUUUGGGCGAUAUCAAUUUAGAUGGUUAUCAAGACAUAGUAGUAGGAGCCCCUUACGAUGGUCCUAAAGGAAAGGGUGCGAUAUACAUUUACAAUGGAGGAAGGAAAGGCAUCGAAGAAAAAUUUAGCCAAGUGAUUAUGGCCGAUGACGUAAAUCCAUCGUUAUCACAAUUCGGAUGGUCACUUUAUGGUGGAAUCGAUUUAGACCGUAACAGAUAUCCUGAUUUGAUAGUGGGCUCCUUCAAUUCCGACAACGUUAUAUAUUUGAGAUCAAGACCGAUCAUAACUGCUCAUAUAGAUCUGAAAUUGGAACCCGAAAUCUUAAGCUUAGAUGAUCAAAGCUGUAGUCUUAUAGAUGGGACAUUAGUUCCAUGUUCCGUCCUUACUAUAUGCGUGAAAUACGAAGGUAUUGGAUCUCCUCCGCAGUUAGAUCUCAAAAUAGACACAAAACUAGAUAUGACAAAAACCUAUGGUAUGCGAUCCUUUAUGCUGUCAGAUGAGGGUAAUACUAAGGCUUCUGAGAUAGUGAGAUUGGUAGCCCAAACAAGUUGGUGCAAAAGUUCCUACAUAUAUCUGAAGCGUGACAUUCGUGACAAACUCUCCCCCAUCACAAUUCAAGUUACCACUUCCUUAAUAGAACAAAACUUUGCCUAUCAAACCCUCAAGCCCGUUCUGGAUAGCUUGAUACCAUCGUUAGUUAAAAAAUUGCUCCACAUCCUCAAAGAUUGUGGUUCAGACAAUAUAUGCGACCCUAAUCUUUCAUUGAUAUCUGUUCGAUCAGCUACUCAGACCUACAAAGUAGCGGGUCCAAAUCCACCUACAUCAUCGCAAAAUACGGUGAAACCCAAAGUAAUUGGUUAUAACAGUCUUGGUGGGCCGACGGAUAAAACUCUAACUAUUAGAAUAACCGUUUUAAAUCAGUUAGAAGAUGCUUUCGAAGCUCAAGCAGUCAUUUAUGCACCUGUUGGUUUAGAUUUUGUCAACGCUGAUUUAUUAUCAGACCCAGGAAAUGUAUUACCUAUCGGUGGGAGAAUCUCCUGCGGAGUUAGGGAAAUUCUUAAGGAAGAUGAUAAUUUAUUUAACGAUACUAUGAAUGAGGGAGGCCUUGAUACGAAAAACAAAUCUUUACACGAAGCUUUGCACAAACUAUUAAAAACUCACAUGUUAAAAGAUUUCACUGAAAAAGAGGAUUCAAUUAAAAUGACCAAAAAUUUUGGGUCGGUUGUCAUUUGCGAUAUAGGAAAUCCCUUAACUCAAGGUGCGAAGUUAGAAUUUGAUAUUCGAUUUUAUCCAACAAACAUGGAUUCUCUAUUAUCUAGACGAACUCACGAUUUAAACUUUUUAAUAUUUCUCAAUAGUACAAACGCUGAAGAUGAGUCCACGCUGUCAGAUAACGUUAAAACUCUAAGAAUUCCAGUCGAAACUACAUCUGACCUCGUUUUGUUCGGCGCAUCUAUUCCUGAUCAGAUUUUAUUCCCUAGAGAACGGCACAUAACCCCAGAACAAUACGUAAAUGAAACAAACGUUGGUCCUCAAGUAGUUCACGUAUACGAAAUAAUCAACAAAGGCUACACUACUAUACUAAAAGCAGAUUUAACGAUCCUAUGGCCAAGUUAUAUCUUGAAAAAAAAUGCUAGGUUAUUCUAUCUAAUGGAAAAGCCUGUCAUCGAUCAAAGAAUAAAUAAUAAGGAUAUGAUGGAUAAGGAAGUCGUUUGUCACGUUAGCAAUCUUAACGAUAUUAACGCUCUGGGAUUAAAAGUAGACAGAUCAGAACGUUGGAAAGCUAUAGUAAAUUCCACGCGAAUAGUAUCGAGUGGAAGUGGGUAUUUGCUAAAUUCAUCUGAUGACAAUAACAUGCCUAAAAAUAAGCGAGGUGACAAUCCAAACACGAAUGCUUUAGUUAACUUGAAGUCCAAACGCUCGAUUGAUGGUGAAGAUAGACCUGGUAUUAGGCAUGUUACUGUAAACAAAGAAACAUUCGUAUUCGCAGAUAAUCUAAGAGCCGAUAGUGAUGUACAUAAAUAUCGCCUUUAUCCCACAGAAAUCGUAUGCCACGAAAAAAACUGCACUAUAAUAAAAUGUUCCCUGGGACCUUUCACUUCAGGUGAAUCGAUAGCAAUUCGUAUUCGGUCUAGAGUCUGGAUUGACACUCUAAUUAAAGAACAAUUAGAAGGAGCCGUGGUAUCAUCAAAAGGGAUACUUAAAAUUACUCAAGUUCCUUACACUAUAGAUAUCGAAUCGAUUCCUUACAAAACGAUACACGUCAGCACUUAUUUAACGCCAGAAAUAGGUCCGCCUGAUACGAAAAGAAUAGAACCAUGGGUUUUAAUUCUCGCAGUUACUGCCGGCAUAUCCAUACUCGGUCUCAUUGGAUUGGGAUUGUGGAAAUCGGGAUUUUUCUUGAGAAAACGACCCCCACCGAUUCACAAAAAAUUCACCGAUGAUUCAUCAGAAAAAUCUUAAAAAAAUUCACAAUGUAGAAGAGAAAAAUAAAAUUUAUACAAGAAAAAAAACGAUUUCGAAUACCUUUGCAACUCAAAACAUCCUCCUUUAAUCAAUUUUAUACGAAACGACUAUUUAUCGCCCAUUUGUAAACACUUGAACUAUUUAUUGUUGCUAAUAUUUUCGCGUUAGGCCAUGUUGGCCUAGAUUUUUUUAAAAAAUAUUUGCAUUUAAGACUUGGCUAAACAAAGCAAAAUGAGUGUGAUUUCGUCUAUCAUCCCAAAUAUAUAACAUAUGCCAAGCCUAAAAAUUACAUUAAAUUCAAUUCUAUAUUUCGUAAAAUAGUGAUCAUUUCCCUUAGUUUGAGCCAGUUUUAGAAAAAUGGAUCUUUUAUAUCAAACAAUAUUCCGCCCUCCCCACUUUAGGAAUUUUAAAUGAUUAGCUAUUUUUUUAUAAACAAAAAUAAUGUGAUAAUUUUAAAUUUUGUUAAAUGGCUCAAAUCAAUAUUGUUAAUUAUUUUUUAGUCGUCACAAAACGAAAUAUUUUUUUAUACGACUUUGCGAAAUCCAAUUAACGACUACUUAAAAAAAAGCCUUUAGAAAUUAUAUUCUAAAUUAUUAAAUCACACACAGACAGCGCAAUUAUAAAAAGGUCCCCAACAAUUGUGUAAAAAAAUACUUUAUUUCUAAGAUAAUAACUUAUAUAUAAUAUUAUAGUAUACAUUUAAUAAAAUGAUGUAUUGUUGUAAAUAAUAUUUAUAUUACAAUGUAGAUAUAAUUUAUUAUACAAAUAAAGUUAUAACGAUUAUUAUAAUUUAUUAUACAAAUAAAGUUAUACCGAUUAUUAUAAUGGCAAUUUGUA